GCAAUAAGAAGUGAUACUGCUUUUAUAUAAGCAUCUUUAUUUUCUUUUAUUAACAAUCAACUAGAAGUAAGAAUGGAGCUACGGCGUACGUAUCAAAUUACGUAAUGUCCGUCGAAUAAAUAGCACGUGAGUCGAGUUAGAAGGAACAGUCAGAAAAAAGGUACGUGGAGCGUGUGAAGUUAUCAUCAAGAGUGAACGUCAAUAUCGUGCUGAUAAUCAGAGUCGUCAUAUUUUACUUAAUUAUUUCCUCUGGCGACCUUGUUCACGUUUUCUGCAUUUCUGUCUAUUUGAUUGAUCGCAAUGGCCAAUAUUCCAACUGUUACAUUUUCGAAUGGAUAUAAAAUGCCAAUGCUGGGUCUCGGAACUUAUAAGAUGGGAGAUGUGAAAAGAGCUGUAAAAGACGCAAUAGAUCUUGGAUAUCGUCAUAUUGACUGUGCUCACGUUUAUCGCAACGAGAAAGAAGUCGGUGCUGCUAUCACGGCAAAGAUAGAGGAGGGCGUUGUAAAGCGAGAAGAUCUAUUCAUCACCAGCAAACUAUGGAAUACUUUCCAUAGACCAGAUCUGGUUGAACCGGCCAUUAAACAAACGCUAGCUGAUCUUGAUCUCGAUUAUAUAGAUCUCUAUUUAAUUCACUGGCCAGUCGGAUAUAAAGAAGAAGGACCUCUUUUCCCGACAAAUCCUGAUGGUACUUCUACUUUGAGUGACGUAGAUUACGUCGACACUUGGAAGGCUAUGGAAAGCGUGCUGUCCAAGGGGCUGACCAAAAACAUUGGUGUCAGUAAUUUUAAUUCCGAGCAAAUUACCAGGAUACUUGAGAAGGGAACGGUUAAACCUGUUACAAAUCAGGUCGAAUGUCAUCCAUAUUUAACGCAAAAGAAGCUAUCAGAUUUUUGUAAGGAAAAGGAUAUCCUUAUUACAGCAUACAGUCCACUUGGAUCGCCGGACAGACCAUGGGCCAAGCCAGACGAUCCAAAAUUGCUGGAAGAUAAGAAAUUAAUUGAGCUUGGACAAAAGUACAACAAGACACCUGCACAAAUUCUUAUCCGUUAUCAAUUGGACCGUGGCCAUAUAGUGAUUCCCAAAUCAGUUACCAAAUCACGAAUUGCUCAGAAUAUGGAUGUAUUUGACUUUAAACUUUCGUUAGAAGAUAUUGCUUAUAUUGACACUUUCGAUUGCGAUGGAAGAGUUUGUCCAUUAAUUGGUGCAAACGCCAGUCCCUAUUAUCCGUUCAACAUUCCGUUUUAAAUAAUAAUUAAAGAAGCAAGUGAAAUAUUUGCGUGUUCUCUAUUAAAUUUUUGUAUUAAAACGUAUUUUUAAAUUACU
Molecule: messenger RNA, 1323 nt
Organism: Pogonomyrmex barbatus (red harvester ant)
Lineage: Eukaryota; Metazoa; Arthropoda; Insecta; Hymenoptera; Formicidae
Product: 1,5-anhydro-D-fructose reductase-like
Molecular function (GO): oxidoreductase activity
Source: RefSeq, a predicted model, not a curated record